Penicillium chermesinum is the source of this 762-nucleotide messenger RNA. Its product is annotated as pre-mRNA-splicing factor ISY1. Gene Ontology annotation, cellular component: post-mRNA release spliceosomal complex; Prp19 complex; catalytic step 2 spliceosome. The record is from RefSeq and is a predicted model, not a curated record. The transcript is spliced from 2 exons. The coding region runs from base 1 to 762 and encodes 253 amino acids. NCBI's taxonomy places the organism in Eukaryota, Fungi, Ascomycota, Eurotiomycetes, Eurotiales, Aspergillaceae. Gene Ontology annotation, biological process: generation of catalytic spliceosome for second transesterification step; mRNA 3'-splice site recognition.
AUGGCUCGCAACAGCGAAAAGGCGCAGUCCAUGCUGUUCCGCUUCCGCGCGCAGCAGGCGGCGGACAUGGGAAUCAUUGAUAUGGGACGGACGCGGCGCCCGAAGGCAAUCCAAAGCAUCGACUCGGUCCCCACCUGCGAGCGCUGGCGCGGCCAGGUCCUGAAAGAAAUCUCUCGCAAGGUCUCACGUAUCCAAGAAAUCACCCUGAGCGACUAUCAGAUCCGCGACCUGAAUGACGAAAUCAACAAGCUCAUGCGCGAGAAGUGGGCGUGGGAAAUGCAGAUUCGCAAUCUUGGCGGCCCGAACUACAUGCGUGGUACUGGGCGGGUUUACGAUGAUGAAGGGCGGGAAAUUCCUGGUGGCGGGAAGGGCUAUCGCUAUUUUGGGAGGGCGAAGGAGUUGCCUGGUGUCAAGGAGUUAUUCGAAGCUGCCUCCCGGAAAGCGAGAGGGGUCCCGGAGGAAGAGGAGGAGGGUGCUGGUGCUGGUCGUGGUGGGGAUAUUGCCACCAGGAAGGUUGAUGCCAACUACUUCGGCUACGGACUUGAUGAAGAAGAUGGCACUCUGCUCGCUUAUGAAAAGCAGAAGGAGAAGGAAGCGCUCGAGGGCCUCCGUAGCCAAGGUGAUGAUGAUGCUGAAGACGGCUGGCAGUCGUUACCGGGUGAUGCAGGCGACGGCGUCGAGUGGCGACUACCCACACCGGAUGAGGUCCACGAAGAGCUGAUUGAUCGCCGGCGCAGACGUCUUCUAGACAAGAUCUCAUGA